Paramormyrops kingsleyae is the source of this 1387-nucleotide messenger RNA. Lineage: Eukaryota; Metazoa; Chordata; Actinopteri; Osteoglossiformes; Mormyridae. The record is from RefSeq and is a predicted model, not a curated record.
CUGGCAAAUACGACUCUGGACGAUAUUCUUUUCCAUUUGGCAUUUCGCUGUUGGACAAAUGCGAUACUCAAUUCCGGAGGAGAUGGUGAAAGGCUCCGUCAUUGGCGAUGUCGCUGCAGAUCUGGGAAUCGAUGUCAAAAGACUGAAAAGCGGCCGAGCUCGGAUCGUUGCCGGAGACAGCAGUCGGUACGUGGAGCUGAACACAGACAAAGGAAUACUGGUGGUCAAUGAGAGAAUAGACAGGGAGGUGUUGUGCAAAAAAACAUCUUUGUGCACUUUCAGUACUGAGAUUAUUAUGGAAAAUCCAAUUAACUUAUAUAGGGUUACUGUAGAAAUAACAGAUAUAAACGAUCAUGCUCCGAAAUUCCCGAAUGAAGAAAUAAAUAUAGAGAUUAGUGAAUUGACAUUGGCCGGUGCGCGGUUUUUACUAUACAGUGCAUAUGAUCCCGAUGUAGGCAUAAACACCAUACAGAAUUAUAGUUUGAAACCGACUGAUAAUUUCGUAUUAAAACAAGAAACUCGUCCAGAUGGUACCAAAUAUAUCGAAAUGGUGCUACAAUCCCCCGUAGACAGAGAGAAACAGGAGGACUUGUAUCUAACAUUAACUGCUAUAGACGGAGGUCACCCACCGAGGUCCGGUAUAAUGAAAAUUAAUGUAAAGGUUUUGGACGCGAAUGAUAACGCUCCAGUUUUUACCAAGAAGCUCUACAGAGCCACUGUCCUUGAAAACUCACCCAAAGGCACGCUGGUGACGACAGUAAGUGCAACUGAUUCGGAUAAAGGUGUUCAUGGUGAAGUGACAUACGCAUUAAUACGUAUGUCUGAAACAGAUAACAGAGUGUUUAAAAUUGACGAAAAAUCGGGCGGUAUUUUUGUAAGUGGAAAUAUAGAUUUUGAAAAAGAUGAGAUAUUUGAGAUAAAUGUUGAAGCUAGGGAUAACGGUGAUUUGACAGAUUCUUGUGCUGUUAUUAUUGAUGUAUUUGACGUGAAUGAUAACAUCCCCAUUACAACGUUAACAUCAUUCACUAAUCCGGUUUCCGAAGACGCUUUACCUGGAACUACAAUUGCAGUUAUUAAUAUUAAAGACUUGGACUCGGGAGAAAAUGGCGAGGUCUCAUGUUUGAUUAAUGAAAGAAGCCCGUUUGUAAUAAAGUCAUCUUUAACAAAUUAUUUUGUAUUGCAAACUAAGGAAUACCUAAACAGAGAAACAACCGCAGAAUAUAACAUUACAAUCAAAGCUGCGGACCACGGCUCACCCUCUCUCUUUAGUAGCAAGACAUUACAUAUCAGAGUAUCCGAUGUGAACGACAAUGCGCCAGUAUUUGAACAACAAUCCUAUGAUCUUCGUUUGAUAGAAAACAACACACCCGGUGUUUCUAUUUUGACU